Messenger RNA from Paramacrobiotus metropolitanus, 1224 nucleotides. RefSeq lists its product as uncharacterized. The record is from RefSeq and is a predicted model, not a curated record. The coding region runs from base 48 to 809 and encodes 253 amino acids. The transcript has 3 exons. Lineage: Eukaryota; Metazoa; Tardigrada; Eutardigrada; Parachela; Macrobiotidae.
UGAUUUACCUUGUAAUUAUAUUUAAUAAAAUUCCUAUCCAAUCCUCGAUGAUGUACGGUUUUGUGGUGGCUAUUGGCGUGGUUGUGCUGCAACUGGCAUCUUGUUGCCCAGUUCAAGAAGGACUCAGCGUCGACAGAAUGAAUCAGCUUUUGAACGAUGCGAAGCAGCGCAACGGCAACGGCACCAUGCAUCUGCUGGGGCACGGUCGCGGCCCGGGGACCCUCGGAUUUCCCAUAGCGGAAUGGCCGCCCAACACGGAAGUCAUCCGAGCGCCGGAGGGCGGCACCCUGCUCAUUCCCUGCAACAACAGCCACAACGCCAACAAAACACAGGUUUCGCACAUCGCGAUUCCGCCGGCAUUCACGUACAACGGACGGCAGAUACCUGUCCCCACGGUGAAGAACUACAGGAAAUCAUUUAGUGAACUGAACUACUGCUGCAACUGCACGCUGAAGUUUAAUCCCGGCGAAUAUUCUCUGAACCGCUCCUGGUACGUGCCCGAGUACGAUCCGCUCAGCGGUGCGUUCUCCAUCGUGUUAUUCAACUUCACGUACGCCCACACCGGCCUGUACGAGUGCCUGCACUCCAACGGCAGCCAGUUGGUGGUGACGCAGCGCUACUGGAUCAGCGCCACCCUCUUCCGCCACGAGGUCUUCAGUCCGCCGAUGCAGAAUCUCACCGUCCGUCACGGCUAUAAAGCGGAGAUGAUCUGCCCGGUGCGCUUCACCUUCCUGCCGGGAUACCUCGCCACACGCUUCCUGUGGCGCAAGGGAGAGGACCUGCUGAUGGCGGAGUCCUCCAGGAGAUGAAGGAUAUAGCCAGCUCGCCGGCUGGUUUCAAGGCGACCUUCCUGUUCGGGAAGGGGGAACCCUGUCUGUGCAACGCGACGAUGUUGGUCCACAGCGUGAAAUGGACCGACGCCGGUUGGUACGAAUGCUGGUUCCGCAUCGACGAUCGUCUGGAUGAGUGGAUUAUGCAGGAAGCCUACCUGAACGUCAUUUAAGCAGAGCCACUAAUUAGUUAACGGUUCGGCCGCUGUGUGUACAUAAACCUCGGAAUUUAUGAGUGGCAGUUAUGUUUUACUCGGGAAUGGCCAAGAAUUUUUGUUGAAGCUGUUAUUGUUUUAUUCGGGAAAGGUCAGCGAUUUUUGUUGAAGCUGUUAUUUUGUUACUCGGGAAUCGCCAAAAAUGCGGAAAGUGAUAGCAAUCAAAUGUUGAUAAUGAG